Cyclopterus lumpus (lumpfish) is the source of this 2948-nucleotide messenger RNA. RefSeq names its product phosphofructokinase, liver a (gene pfkla). The transcript has 22 exons. Gene Ontology annotation, biological process: canonical glycolysis; fructose 6-phosphate metabolic process; fructose 1,6-bisphosphate metabolic process. The record is from RefSeq and is a predicted model, not a curated record. Gene Ontology annotation, cellular component: membrane; cytoplasm; 6-phosphofructokinase complex. Gene Ontology annotation, molecular function: AMP binding; ATP binding; identical protein binding. NCBI's taxonomy places the organism in Eukaryota, Metazoa, Chordata, Actinopteri, Perciformes, Cyclopteridae. The coding region runs from base 195 to 2537 and encodes 780 amino acids.
AUAAGCGCUCACUUGUACUCCUCGAACGGGGCGGAGCUAGACCCUGGUGACUGCUGCCCGUUCACUCAAGUUUUACUCCAGGAAAGGAAACCUGGAUUAACCCCGAUUUACCGCACUAACCACUUCACUUAACUAUUUUACGGUCAUUGUUUUGUUUUCACCCGGGUUUCUUGUCGUGAACUCGGGGGGUCAAAAUGUCCUCGAUAGACUUGGAGAAGCUGAAGAUGACGGGUGCUGGUCGAGCUAUGGCAGUGCUGACCAGCGGUGGAGAUGCACAAGGGAUGAAUGCUGCUGUCCGAGCUGUGACCAGAAUGGGCAUCUAUGUGGGGGCCAAGGUCUAUCUUAUAUAUGAGGGAUACCAGGGCAUGGUGGAUGGGGGAGACAACAUCAAACUGGCCAACUGGCAAAGUGUGUCCAACAUCAUCCAACAGGGUGGGACUGCGAUAGGUAGCGCUCGAUGCAAGGCCUUCACAACUCGGGAGGGCAGGAUUGCUGCCGCCUUUAACCUGGUGAAGAAAGGCAUUACCAACCUGUGUGUGUGUGGUGGAGACGGCAGCCUCACCGGAGCCAACAUCUUUCGCUGUGAGUGGAGCAGUCUGCUGGAUGAGCUCGUACAGAAAGGAAGGAUCACAGACACUCUGGCCAAGCAGCAUGCCCACCUGAACAUCGUGGGGCUUGUGGGCUCCAUCGACAAUGACUUCUGUGGUACUGACAUGACCAUCGGCGCCGACUCCGCGCUGCACCGCAUCAUGGAGAUCAUUGAUGCCAUCAUGACCACGGCACAAAGCCACCAGCGCACUUUUGUUCUGGAGGUCAUGGGUCGACACUGUGGAUAUCUGGCCUUGGUGUCCGCGCUGGCAUCCGGAGCAGACUGGCUCUUCAUUCCAGAGGCUCCUCCUCAAGAGGGCUGGGAGGACCGUAUGUGCGACCGUCUAGAGGGAAGCCGCACAACGGGGUCGAGACUCAACAUUAUAAUUAUCGCAGAGGGAGCCAUCGACAUAAAUGGCAAACCCAUCUCCUCAACCUACGUAAAAGAUCUGGUGGUACAGAGACUGGGCUAUGAUACCAGAGUGACAGUACUCGGCCAUGUUCAGCGAGGAGGAACUCCCUCAGCAUUUGACAGAAUACUGAGCAGUAAGCUGGGUGUGGAGGCGGUGGUUGCCCUGAUGGAGGCCACUCCCGACACUCCCCCGUGUGCCAUCGGCCUGUCGGGUAACCAGGCUGUUCGUCUGCCUCUAAUGGAGUGUGUGGAGAUGACUAAAUUGGUGCAGAUUGCCAUGGACGAGAAGAGGUUUGAAGAAGCUAUCAAACUGCGUGGAGGGAGUUUCGAGAACAACUGGAAAAUCUACAAGCUUCUUUCCUUCCAGAAGCCCGUCCAGUCGGAGAGCAAGGUCUCCUUGGCUGUCCUGAACGUGGGCGCUCCGGCUGCAGGGAUGAACGCAGCGGUGAGGUCUGCUGUGAGGCUAGCGCUCACUCAUGGUCAGAAGGUCUACGCUGUCCACGACGGCUUUCAAGGACUCGCCGAUGGAAAGGUUGUUGAGAUGGAAUGGCACAGUGUGGCGGGAUGGACGGGCCAAGGGGGCUCACUGCUGGGGACCAAGCGAACUCUUCCAGAGAAACACAUGGAGAAGAUUGUGGAGACCAUCAGCAAGUUCAACAUCUCAGCUCUGCUCGUAAUUGGAGGGUUUGAGGGGUACGCAGGUGUGCUGCAGCUGUUUGAAGCCCGGGGUCGCUAUGAUGAGCUCUGCAUCCCUAUGUGUCUCAUCCCGGCGACUGUCAGCAACAACGUCCCUGGAACUGACUUCAGCCUGGGAGCAGACACGGCUGUCAAUGCUGCCAUGGAGGGUUGCGACAAGAUCAAGCAGUCUGCCUCUGGGACCAAGAGGCGAGUGUUUGUGGUGGAGACGAUGGGUGGGUUCUGUGGAUACCUGGCGACCUGCACUGGUAUAGCUGUGGGUGCUGACGCAGCCUACAUCUUUGAAGACCCCUUCAACAUUCAGGACCUGAAGACCAAUGUGGAUCAUUUGACGGAAAAGAUGAAGAAGGACGUCCAGCGGGGUCUCGUACUGAGGAAUGAAAAAUGCCAUGAAAACUACACGACAGAUUUCAUCCAUAGGCUGUACUCGUCCGAGGGGAAGGGCAUCUUUGACUGCAGAGUCAAUGUGCUGGGGCACCUUCAGCAGGGAGGGGCACCUUCUCCCUUUGAUAGAAAUUUUGGCACCAAGUUGGGUGUGAGGGCUAUCCAGUGGAUUUCAGAGAGAAUGACUGAAAACUUCCGUCAAGGCCGCGUGUUCGCCAACUCACCGAGUACAGCAUGUGUGCUUGGCCUCAACAGGAAGGUCAUCUCAUUCAGCCCCGUCACUGAACUGAAGGCUGUGACGGAUUUUGAGCACCGGAUGCCCAGGGUCCAGUGGUGGUUUAAUCUUCGGCCGAUGCUAAGAAUGUUGGCCAGGUACCAAACCAGCUUCUGUGAAUAUGUCCCUGGAGAGAUUGAACAUGUGACUCGACGCUCCAUCAGCAUUGACCAUGGGUUCUAGGCUCUCUGAAACUACAGUGCACUCGCUGCACUUCUGACCCUUAGUUGUCCAUCCUUUGUUUCUAGGCAGACUACAUACUUUAGGAAUGUAUUAAAUAAAGAUGUAUGUAAUGAACUGAACAAGAUGGAACUUUAAGUAAAAGAUGUGUGUGUAUAAUCCAUGUUAUCCAGCCCUUCUAUAAUGUACAAAACAAUUAAAGUGGUCCAGUGGUUGGUUUGAGUUAUGAAUUCAUAAUUUUGACUCAAUGUCAGAAUGUAACUUUGACUCACGGGACAAGUGAGAUGUUAAUUUCAUUUUAUUUAUACAAUGUAGUAAAUACUGCUUUGUCAUUAAUUAAUGGAAAUGAACAACAAUUGAUACAGUGUAAUAAACUUAACUACUGUACUUACAAUAGAGAAAUCUGUAAAGAAA